CCUCACCAGCAGACUGGCGGUGGGCAGGGAGCUGCUGCGGAGGAUAUGAGGAGCAAUCGUGGAAGAGGAGUCAGUCCGACCUUGUCUGGCUCACUGUCCUGUGCCUGGUUGUGCGUAAACGCUACUAAAAUAGUUGGCGGUGUUUAAAGACCCUUCAGGCGGGUACAACUUUGGCCCUCAUUCAUGUUUUUAUUUGCAACACAUCCAUGUCUGGGUGAUGUGCACAGGAAUAGAUCAGCACUACUCCAACCUCUUCCGCAUAUUGGAUUUCAAUGCAAAGAGAAGGUCGCCAACGUCCCUCUAAGGAUUCGGGAAAUGAAGACUGCUUCAGACACGGACUCAGUAUGUUUUUACUUUUGAAACGUUUUUCUGCGCAGUUUUGAUCAAGGGAUUUUCUUCAACUCGCGAAGCAUUUGCUCCCUGUGUGGGAUUACUCGUUGCAUUGCUUGUAUUUGAAUACUACCUAUAGUUUUGGAUGAGCCUGUGCUGUGCGUUGUACAGUGCACACAUUCGAUCAUAAUGUAUUUAAUUUAGGACAACCUCUGUCUGUAGAAAGUGCCAAAUUAAGCCGGAAUGGCGAACGAGUGUAAUCGCAACAUUGUGGAAAAGUAUAUCUGCCAUAAACUCUCCAAGCGGGGCUAUGCGUUUGGCUUUAAUGAUGUCCGGGAUGAAGAUGCUGCUAAUAAUGGGUCAAUAGUUGUCCCUCCACCGACUUUGGUCCGUCGGUGCCGUGAAGCCAACGCCGGGCCUGACAGCGAGAGCAUCCCCCAGCUCUGCAAACGGCUCCCCCAGUCGGACCCGACCGACGCCAUCCACAGAGUCCUACGCGAAGCUGGAGACGAACUUGAAAGACUAUACCAGCCGGACUUCACGGAGAUGUCACGGCAGCUGUAUCUCACCUCCACCACGGCGCAGAGAAGAUUCGCCGAGGUGAUAGACGAACUGUUCCGGGACGGGGUAAACUGGGGCCGGAUUAUCGCUUUCUUCGAGUUCGGGGGCACGGUGUGCGUGGAGUGCGCUGCCAAGGAGGAGAUGACAUCGCAGGUGGACAACAUCGCGGAGUGGAUGACGGAGUAUUUAAACGGUCCUCUUGGCAGCUGGAUACAAGAUAACGGGGGAUGGGAUGCCUUUGUGGAGCUGUAUGACAGACAGAGGGACUCCCUCUUCAGUUGCUCCUGGCCCUCCAUUAAGACGGUCUUCGGUCUGGCUGCACUCGGGGCAGCUAGCCUCACCAUCGGAGCGUACCUUACACAGAAGUGAACAAGCCCUCUUUCUACCAGCUUGACUUUAUUCCUCCUCCUCCUCCUUCUCCUCCUUCUCCUCGUGCCUCUUCUUUUUACUUUUUAUAGAUGCCCCUGACCCCUCAGAGACAACCUUCAGAUUCUUCUGAAUCUGGCUCUCUUCAAAGCCUUCUCUCAGAAAACUCCCUCUUUAUCGCCCCUCCAUGUCAAAACAGACACAAAUCAAAACAACUGAAGCAACCAGAUGCAUACAGAGCAAAGGACGUCUUCAAAAAGAGGCAGCUUAGAUGUAAUCGCACUAAGCUGAGUGCAGCUGAGGAGAAAGGAGGUGGCAUCAGUGGCAUGCAUCUUUUGGUUUUGUUUUGUUCUGCCUGCUUCUGUACUAGUUAUAGCAUGAAUGUUGAGUGUUAGUGUAGACGUUGCAUGUGUCAGAGCUCAUGCGGGACUUCUAUUUGGAGGCCUUGAUGAAGAUGGGGUUGCAGGGACAAUGAUGCCCCACACCGCGGAGGAAACGGGCGAAGCCCCGCCCCUGCUUGUUAGGGUGAAGAACCCCGUUUGAACUGUGGACUCCAGUUACCCCCCACCCCCCCUGCAGCCGUCCUUCAAAGGACUUCCUUCACAGAACAGCUGCUCGGAAUGUAUAAUGGAAACAGCUUGCUACAACCAGCGUGGCUUGUGUCUACUGCUUUCACUCCUCAGGCAGCUUCAGUGAACUCUGAACACACUGCACCAUUAUACUCUCCCUGGCCUUCAAUAUGUAGAGGAAGGGCCAGUGGAAGACUGAGCUCUGCUGAUCUUACUUUGGCAGAGAUUGAAAGCUCCUCGAUUUUUAGGUUGGUUUUCAUUUUUGCAGCACGCCAAACCCCAAAAAUGGUGUGGUUUUACCACAGAAAAAGAUGCGAAUGGGGGGGGGGGGGGAAACAUGCCGAAGAAGCCUGUCGUUGCAUAAAAAUCAUAUGGUAAUGAAUAUGCUGAGAAAAAUGUCGAGCACAGCACAAAAGAGUUAGGUGGAAGUCAAUCUGAGCAAGGGAGUAGGCCCCUGCUACAUAAACGGACAAUAUUUGAAAUAUGCAUUCCUCAAGCAGCGCGAUGGGAACGAGACCGCUCCUCUAAUAAAAAUGACUCCCCUUUAAAAGCACCAUCACUGUUCACAGAUUUGCACCAAGCAACUCUUAAAAAUGAUCAGUUCUUUUCUAUUUUCUACCAGUUUCUACCAGCUUUCUUACUCUGAACUCUGCCCAUUUGUGGUCCGAUUGUUUGGGCCCACCCAGGUUUUUAGAGCUGACCCUGUCAACACGUGUCCUUCAGCUGCCGAGGGACCGCAGCCACUCGGUACUGCUCGAAUCCACUCUGACAAAUACUCUUGUUGACGUGGACUGAGAAAACCUCGCCGGGCCACAGAUGACUGAGUGGAAUACCACGGCAGCAGGGUUUCAGUUUGGGACUCGAGCCAGUGUGUCCCGCGUGCUGGAACCUGAGCUGUCCCUUCUCCCCGGUCUGCAGAACGCAUUCAGUCAUUGAUUUGUUUUAUCGAUGUUUGUCUUGUGUUACAGUCCGAUAGAAAAUUUGGAAACACUCACAGGCUCCAAAAUAUUUUAUUGUACACAGUACUUAGCAAGUUGGUUAUGGAAAAGUGAUUUUUCUUUUUCUUUCCUCUGUCAUUAAAAAACUUCAACUUCUUUGUUGCAUGGAUGAAAGAUACUGUCUUCACACAAUAAAUAUGUGUAAAACAUAUUUAUAACAGAAGAGUGUCGAAGAUAACAAAUCGCAGCAAAGGAGUUGCACUUUUCUAUUUAUUGAGAGGUACCAGAUCACAGAUUUUUUAACCGUACUUUGAUGAAAAAUGUAAUGUUUUCACUUUUUUCAAUCCUAUGGAAUCACACUGUAAGUACAUUUUUUUCCUGGCUGCUAUUAUAACGAGAAAGAUGUCUUUUUCUUUUUUUAAGUGAAUUUCGGUGUCGUAUUAAUAUUGGCUUAAGGCUGCUAUACUGUCGAUUUAACUUUUACUUACAGCUUAAACUGCCACAGAUUUACAGUAUAGAUCUAGAGAGCUGGAAACCAAAGUUAACUUGUAUUAGUCUUUAAUUUAAAAAAACAGAAAAGUAGCUUAAGGAGAACACACGUCGCUUCACUUCACUGAGUCUGUUCAGUGAGGUUUUAUGACCUCUCUGUGGAGGGUUUGUCUAGUGUUACUGUACUAUAUCAGCUUAACUUUUGUCAGCUUUGUGCUCCGAUGAUAACUCAGUGCUUAUCUGUAAAAUGUUGACCUGCCAGACUUAAACCUUGUCUCAGUUGUCACUACAAACCAUCCCAUUCUCAUUACAGCAGCUCACAAAGUGUGAUAUUCCCAGUGAUGUGUGUGUGUAAGAGAGAACCGGAAGAUGAUUUAUGAGCAGGAGUAGUAACAGUUCAACAGCAAUAUACUGUAAUUUUUUAUAUUCUCUGUGCAUUUAUGAAUGUAGGCGCCAUGGUUGCUGUACUGUUUUAUGUCUAUAAUCACAAACCUGUAGCACUUAAAAAAAAAAAGAAAAGUGAACUGUGUUUCUGUUGUUUACUGCUAUAUCCACGAUAAGCUAGCGGGAUCAUAUUGUUCCUAAUAAACCAGAUUUCUCAAGCAGCUGCAGUCUAAGUUCA
This is a messenger RNA of Cottoperca gobio, 3875 nucleotides long. It is a transcript of the gene bcl2b, whose product is annotated as BCL2 apoptosis regulator b. Gene Ontology annotation, molecular function: BH domain binding. Gene Ontology annotation, biological process: release of cytochrome c from mitochondria; intrinsic apoptotic signaling pathway in response to DNA damage; extrinsic apoptotic signaling pathway in absence of ligand. The coding region runs from base 574 to 1260 and encodes 228 amino acids. The record is from RefSeq and is a predicted model, not a curated record. The transcript is spliced from 2 exons. NCBI's taxonomy places the organism in Eukaryota, Metazoa, Chordata, Actinopteri, Perciformes, Bovichtidae. Gene Ontology annotation, cellular component: mitochondrial outer membrane.